Molecule: messenger RNA, 861 nt
Organism: Symbiodinium necroappetens
Lineage: Eukaryota; Dinophyceae; Suessiales; Symbiodiniaceae
Source: the annotation of a GenBank genome assembly
AUGGACUUCCGUGUGGGCGAUCUGGUUCGCCUGGUCGGUCUCAAGAGGGACCCCUUCAGCGAGGACUUCAACCACCACGUGGGGCGGGUCGUGACCUUGCCUGCUGCUAAUGGCCGAAUCGGGGUCUCUCUGCACGGCGCAGUGUGGGAAGAGCCCGAGAAACCUGUCUCCCAGUAUGACCCCUUCAGCUUGGACCCUCAGAACCUCCGCCGAGUCAUGCCUCCGAGCACCGAGAGGACCGGAAGGAUGUGUGUUCUGGACAGCAUGGGCCCCACCGGUAUCAAGAGGCUUCUCGGCGAGAGCGGCUGGGGCCUGCCGGACAACGUGGUGGAGCUCGUUGUGUCCCAGCUGCAAAUCCUCAGUGUUCAGAGCGACGAGGUUCGGGUGACCAACUGCUCAUCCGGUAGGGAUGACUUUGACAUAUCUGUGGUCUUGAACGAGCACGAGGACGAAUGGUGGAUUUCUGAACCCGGCAGCUGCCCAGGAGGAGUGGGUCAAGAAUACCUUGACUUCUCCUUCGAUGCAGUCAGACGCAUAAGCUUCGUCGCAAUGAAGAUCCCGCCUCUGCCACAUGGACCUUUGUCAGUGCGUGACUUCCACCUCCUUGCGGGCGGAAGCAGUGAGGAUCCUGAAAGCUGGGAACGUGCAUCGCCGGUGCCCUUGCAGACGCUGGACCGAGCGGAUCUGCAGGAGUUCGCACUGGUUCCGCCUGUGGAAGCCCAGACCAUACGCCUGGUCUGCACGCGCAACGCCGACGCGGCCUCUGCCGAAAAGGAGGCCGAGAUCCCACGGCGGCGGCGUUAUCUAGGUUCUACAGGUUGCAUCGGCCUCUUCCAAGCUCCUUGGACUGGGGAAGACUAA